Daphnia magna is the source of this 333-nucleotide messenger RNA. Its product is annotated as ras-related protein Rab-39A-like. Bases 1 to 333 code for a protein of 110 amino acids. NCBI's taxonomy places the organism in Eukaryota, Metazoa, Arthropoda, Branchiopoda, Diplostraca, Daphniidae. The transcript has 2 exons. Gene Ontology annotation, cellular component: Golgi membrane. The record is from RefSeq and is a predicted model, not a curated record. Gene Ontology annotation, molecular function: GTPase activity; GTP binding.
AUGAAUGAAGCCAAAUCACAUAUUGAGCCACACAGAGCUGUUUUUAUCCUUGUUGGAUGUAAACUGGAUUUGAAAGACCAAAGAGAAGUGUCAAGUGAAGAAGCUGCAAGGUUUGCAAACUUCAAUGAAAUGCCUUUUGUUGAAACUUCUGCCAAAACAGGUGAAAAUGUGGAAGAAGCGUUUCGUAUUGUUGGCCAGGAAAUUUAUAACCGCGUUCAGCUAGGAGAAUACUCAAUCCACGACGGAUGGGAUGGAGUUAAAGCUGGUUAUCGAAGAGCCGGCCGAGAUUACGGUCUAGUAGAAGCCGAAGCUGCCAGGACAACGUGUUGCUGA